Scutellospora calospora is the source of this 270-nucleotide messenger RNA. The record is from the annotation of a GenBank genome assembly. Lineage: Eukaryota; Fungi; Glomeromycota; Glomeromycetes; Diversisporales; Gigasporaceae.
AUGUCAAUACAACCCCAAUCAACGCUAGAGUCUAGUAAAGAAUCAUCUAAUAGUAUAUCUUUUGAUCCCACUAUCGUUGCCACUAAUUCCACUACAUCGCCUCAAAAUCAACCAAUAUUGAAUCGUCGACCCACAAAAUCUACAUUCAACUGUCCCACACCAAAUGAAAAGCGACCACGGUUGUCAAGCGGUUUAAGUAGUUUUCUUAAUAGACGAAGAUCAGAGUAUUAUGAUGAUAAUGAUGAAUUUCACGAUGGUUGUUGUGGAUCU